This is a messenger RNA of Chelonoidis abingdonii (Abingdon island giant tortoise), 1769 nucleotides long. NCBI's taxonomy places the organism in Eukaryota, Metazoa, Chordata, Testudines, Testudinidae. The record is from RefSeq and is a predicted model, not a curated record.
CAGAGCGCGAGCGAGUCUGCCCCGGCCGGAGCCGGCGGCGCGAGCAGAAAUGAGUGGCAUGGACUCCUAUAAAGUGAUGCUGGAUGGGCCAGCGCCCUGGGGAUUCAGGCUGCAGGGGGGCAAGGACUUCAACAUGCCCCUUUCCAUCUCCAGGCUGACCCCUGGUGGCAAGGCAGCCCAGGCUGGCGUGGGAGUGGGCGACUGGGUGCUGAGCAUCGAUGGGGAGAAUACCAGUAAUAUGACUCACAUCGAAGCACAGAACAAGAUCCGUGCCUGCGGAGAUCACCUUUCCCUCAGCCUGCGCAGAGUCCAGUGCCUCCUGGGGAAGCCACACAAGGUAUGUGCUGCUCUCAUCCCCGAGGCCAUAGGUGCCUUGUGCCAGGAUUCAUUCCUCUGCUCUCAGCCCCCGAAAUAUAACUUCGUUCCUAGCACCACCCUCAACAAAACAGCCCGGCCCUUCGGGGCCAGCCCUGCGCCCAACACGCUGCCUGGGCUGGUGACGAAACCGGUGACGUACACGGCCCCCGCCUGCACCCCCCAGCACAAUGGGUGCAGAACCUUGACAAGUCACCCACCAGAGGGGAAACCUCAGCCCUGUGGCGACCUGGGCCGCUCCUACGUGCAGGAUGAGCACGCUCUGUGGCUAAUGAGCCCCCCAGCAGGCCUGCCCAAUGACUCCAGCAAAAAGCGGCUGAUUGAGGAUACAGAGAACUGGCAGCCUCGCACGGGCACAACCCAGUCCCGCUCCUUCCGCAUCCUGGCCCAGCUCACGGGCACAGAGUUCAUGCAAGAUCCAGAUGAGGAGCAUGUUAGAAAAGUCAGAGAAAAGUUUGUCACUGAGCUUCAGAGCCCCCGCUACACUGGCCUGCGUGACUGGCACCACCAGCGCUCCGCCGUCUCUCUGAACGUGAAAUCCUGAGCGGGGCUUGGCCUUGUGCUGGGAGCCUGCACCUCUCAGCCCUGGGCUGCCGCGGCCACAUCACAUACCUUCACCUGGGGAGGGGCAUCUGCCUGGCUUCUAAACAUAUUCAGCUGGGAGCUCCUUGUGCCAUGCGGUCUGCUCUGCCUGGGCUAGGGAGGGGCCGCCCCUGGGCAGGAUGCGUCGUAUGGCACUAAGCAGGCUGGAAUGGAGGCUGUCAGCACCAGGGCCCUGGCCUCAGGGCCCAGGGGAGCGGAGGGACUCCACUGCUGCGUCUCCUUGCCCUGUCACACUAGGCUUACCCUAGAGCCCCAGCCCCCUGGGGUGGCUGCACUGCCCUUGCUCUGCCCAGGGUAAAACUUGGGCUAGUGGGAGCUGGGACUGCUGCCUGGAGCAUCCUCUGGACCUGUGUUCCCAGCUGCGUCCUGUUCCCAUGAGCUGCCCAGGCUGAGUGGGCUGCUGUUCCCAGAUGCCCUCUGCCUGUGUUUGUAAUGUGAGGGCCUGGCUAGCACGCCACACCUCCUCGGGGCUAUCUCCUUGCUUACCCAGACUGGAUAGGUGGGUGUUGACUGAAUGUCCAUCUGCCUGGCACAGCAGAGGACCUGAUGGGUGGCAAAGGGCUUUGGGAGCGAGCCCAGGCUGCUGGGUUCUGUGCUGUGGUGCGGGCCCCUCUGAGCCUGUUGCCUUUCCAUGAUGACCUCGCAAUGCACCCCAAAGGGCUGAUAUGAUGUGACCUGUGCUCUCAGUGGGCUGAGUGUUGGGGAGUAGGCUGGGGCUGGGCCCCGGAUCUACCCAGCACAGCUGCUCGCUGAACCCUGCUAUAGCACAAUAAAGAUUCCUGUUCUUGUAA